This is a messenger RNA of Helobdella robusta, 963 nucleotides long. RefSeq lists its product as hypothetical. Gene Ontology annotation, molecular function: NADPH binding; quinone reductase (NADPH) activity; mRNA 3'-UTR binding. Gene Ontology annotation, cellular component: cytosol. The record is from RefSeq and is a predicted model, not a curated record. Bases 1 to 963 code for a protein of 320 amino acids. NCBI's taxonomy places the organism in Eukaryota, Metazoa, Annelida, Clitellata, Rhynchobdellida, Glossiphoniidae. The transcript has 8 exons.
AUGAAAGCUAUCGUCGUAUCUGCGUUUGGGGGUCCAGAUGUCUUAAAAUAUUUUGGUAAUCAUGAAAUGCUAAAAGUUUUGGGUGAUCAUCAGAUUUUCAUAAAAGUCAGUCAUGCUGGAGUGAAUCCAGUGGAUACAUACAAAAGAGCUGGAAAUUACCAGCCUUCAUCUCCCAAGCCUCCUUAUACUCCCGGAUCAGAUGGAGCAGGAUUAGUACAUCUCUGUGGCCCCAAAGUUACAAAGUUCAAGCCAGGGGAUAGAGUUUACUUCUGCGACUUCCAAACAGGGUCAUAUGCAGAGUACUGUACAGUUUCUGAAGAUCGUGCUUAUCGUCUGCACGAUAAUCUUUCAUUCGAGCAAGGAGCCGCCAUCGGUUUCCAUACUUCACUGCCUACCGUGCUCUCAUUACUAAAGGAAAAGCUCGAAAAGGCCAAACGGUUCUUAUUCACGGAGCCAGUGGAGGGGUCGGCUUGGCCUGCUGCCAGAUUGCCAAGCACCUCGGCCUCAAAGUCUUUGGCACAGCUGGCACUAAAGAAGGCUAGAUGGAAUGGGGCCAGUGAGGUACUCAACCAUAGAGAGGAUGGCUACAUGGAACUGUUGAAAAAAGGACAACCCAUAGAUGUCAUUAUCGAAAUGCUUGCCAACGUGAACUUACAAAAAGAUCUUGAUCUCAUUGCAGAGGAGGGAGUUAUUGUGAUAGUUGGCAGUAGAGAUAGAGCAGAAAUUCUACCAAGAUCAAUAAUGAUGAAGGAAUCAUUAGUGACAGCCGUUUCAUUAUUCAGAUGCACGCAUGAGACCUGGAAAGAGAUGGGGGACUUUUUCGACAGGGGCCAGCGAGAUGGCUGGGUGAGGCCGGUCAUCGGGAAAGUUUACAAACUGCACGAGGCCAAUCUGGCUCACGAGGAGGUCAUCAAACACCAGGCUGGCUCUCAAGGAAAGAUCCUCCUCUCCAUCGACGAUUGA